AUGACAUCUCAGGACCCGGCUUACACUGAAUCUAUACGCACGUCCGUACAUUCGAAGUUUUCAGAGUCUUGCAAGGUUUACAAAAGCUGCAAGGCGUCAAUAUUGGACCUAGUUCAGAUUGAAAGACAGAAGCUGGAAAGUGCCACACAGCAGAAAAGACCUGAAGCAAAAGUCGUAGAUGAAAGUGGUUACGCCUUAAAAGUUCCUCCUUGUGAUACGGAGUGCUUUAGCGGUGGCUAUGACAAAUGGCCUAGUUUUAGGGAUAUGUUUACGGCCAUUUAUACUAAACAUCCCAAGCUAUCGGCAGCACAGAAACUGUUCCAUCUCAGGGCCAAGACUCGCGGUGAGGCCAAUCAAAUUGUAAAACAAUUUGCGCUCACCGAUAACAAUUUCGACUUAGCAUGGGAGUCCUUACGGCAACGGUAUGAAAACCAUCGUAUUCUUGUCAAUCAUCAACUGAGGAAAAUUUUCGAAAUCGAUAAUGUGACUUCGGAAAGGGGAAAAGCUCUCAGGAAUCUACAAUACACUGUAAAUAACUGCCUUGCGGUCUUAAAAACUUAUAAUAUUUCGGUAAUGUCAUGGGAUCCCUUCCUAGUGUAUUGGGUUUCUUCGAAACUGCCGGAAGAAACUUUAACAGCAUGGGAAAAUUCGAUUCAUGACCACAAGAGGAUGCCAACCUGGUGCCAGUUAGAUGAUUUUAUAUCGAAACGGUGGAACAUGUUGGAAUCGAUUUCCGACAUGAGGAAACCUUCCAGUACUUCAUCGACUGCCAAUAGGUCACAGAGUUUCCACACUAAAACUGACGCGACCUACCGUCCGUGCAAAGUAUGUCGCCAAAACCAUGCUUUAAGAGCCUGUCCCAAGUUCAAAUCGUGGUCGCUUAGCGAGAAGCAAAGAUUUGUAACUUCUAAUAAGGUCUGUGAGAACUGUCUCUCUUACGGUCAUAGCGAACAGAACUGUCAAAGCGAAAAUGUUUGUCAAAAAUGUCAUAGAAAACAUCAUACCAUGCUACAUCCAGAAACAAAUGAAGCGCAGAAUCGUAAUGAGAAUACGAGGCCAAUGAACGUAGAGGCUGGCUCCAACCAACGGGUACCUCAAAAUCAGUCAGCAUCCUUCCAUAUAGAUACAUAUUAUGAUGAACAUCCAUCAACGUCGGAGGCCGCAUACCCAGCGCCAUUCAAUGUCCAAUCGCAUUUCCAUGACUCCGGAGAAGGAACUGUCUUGCCUACUGCCUUGGUAGAAAUAGACCAUUUAAAUACACUUUUUACUGUUAGAGCAUUCAUCGAUCAGGGUUCUCAGGAAUCAUUCAUUUCAAAUAGGAUAAUUAAUAGACUAUCGAUUCCUACCAAGAAAUCCUUGACAAGAAUAUCAGGACUAGGAGGAAUUGUUCUUGAGAACUCCUCCAAACUGUGUCAUAUAACAUUGAAGGCACGAACAUCUGAUUUUAGACUGCGCACAUCGGCCAUAGUUGUUUCGGGCUUAAAUCACCUUAUGCCAGGGGUUCCAACACCGGUUUUAGACUGGUCGAGAUUGAACCGCCUGGAACUAGCUGAUCCAACCUUCUUUAAACCUGGGUCCAUAGAUAUGCUAUUAGGUAGCGACGUUUUGCCGUCGAUUAUCAAAUCUGGUGUCCAAAAGAACAUCUCAGGCAACCUAUUGGCACAAAAUACUGAAUUUGGUUGGUUGGUUAGUGGUCCGCUGAAGACUCGUGCGGUUUCAGUUUUCGCUUCCUGGAUAACGUCUCCUGACACGCUGAAUGAGGACAUUCGGAAAUUUUGGGAGAUAGAGGAGGUUCCUGUUUCAAAACCUGUGUCCGAAAUUGAUGCCUGGUGUGAGGAGUUUUACCGGAGAACCACAACUCGCCUGCCAGACGGAAAAUACAUGGUCAGACUGCCAUUUCAACAAGACCUCCCCUCUGAAAUGAUUCUCGGGUCUUCGAGACGCGCCGCAAUGGGACAAUUCCUUAGAAUGGAGAAAACUUUAGCAAAUUCUCAUGCGCUAUCAUCCGAAUAUUCUAAGGUUCUAUUCGAAUAUUUGACUCUAGAACAUAUGGAGCUGGCCCCACCAGUUGAAAUACAUGAGAAUUCUCGAUAUUCCUCCUUUUACUUACCACAUCAUGCUGUAAUAAGACCUGAGAGCGCAUCCACCAAAGUAAGGGUGGUUUUUAACGCUUCCAAAAAAUCUUCCACCGGCGUUUCUCUAAAUGACAUUUUGUGUACCGGCCCGACUCUUCAAAAUGACUUAAUGAAUGUAAUACUACGCUGGCGAUUCUACAAAUAUGUUUUCAAUGGCGACAUCGAAAAGAUGUAUCGCCAAAUUUACAUUCAUGAAGAUGACAGGCCAUUCCAAAAAAUACUGUUUCGGAAAUCGUCCUCUGAGGAAAUUCAGGACUUUUAUCUGAAAACUGUUACAUUUGGUGUAAACUGCGCACCUUAUUUAGCAAUACGAACGUUAUUGCAACUGAGUGAAGAGGGGAAGGCUACGCAUCCAAAAGCUGCAGACAUUCUUCAGCAUCAAAUUUAUGUAGACGAUAUAUUGUCUGGCGGGCACACAGUAACAGAAGCGCGAACCUACAUUUUGGAGCUGAUAGAUUUGUUAAGUUCUGCUGGAUUCCCAUUAAAGAAAAUGACUGCAAAUCACCCUUCGAUACUCCAACAUUUACCCCCCGAGGAUCUUCUAACCGAAGACUUUUUAAAAUUUGAGGAGACCAGCGAAACAAAAACGUUAGGCAUACGAUGGAAUGCCAUGACUGAUCAAUUUUUCUAUAAGAUAACGAAUAUAUCUGUUCCUUCGUCCCCAAUAACCAAGAGGAAAAUCUUGUCAAUUGUUGCAAAGCUUUUCGAUCCAGCAGGCUGGCUGUCUCCAAUCAUUGUAUUGGCUAAAAUUCUAAUGCAGCAACUUUGGAUAGAUGGGACCGAAUGGGAUGAGGAGGUCAAACCGCAUUCUUUAGAAAAAUGGGAUAUAUUCAUAUCUAAUCUCCCCGAGAUAGAAAACUUGAAAAUCCCUCGUUGGAUACGUUACUCUCCUGAGGCCAACAAGGUUUCUGAAAUCUUGGACAACGUUGGUAACGUCAGCUGGAGACAUGUUCCAACUAAUGAAAAUCCGGCCGACAUAGGCACUCGUGGAUGUACCGCAACCAAACUUAAUGAAAAUCCUUUGUGGUGGCAUGGCCCACCUUGGCUAGUAAAAUCGACGGAAUAUUGGCCAAAACAAACCACGUACAAAGAACCAACACUGGAAAGGAAAAUUGUGGUGUGUCAAACACAAGUUCAUGCACAAGAGGUACUAGAACGGUUUUCAUCUUUGGAUCGAGCACUACGAGUCAUUUGUUUUAUGUUUCGAUUUAUUCGAAAAUGUCAGAAACGAUAUGAUGGCCAUAUCCAAGCUAAUUUUAUUACAUCUCAGGAAAUUCAUUUUGCGAAAUACAGACUGAUCCAACUCGCCCAGAUGUCACACUUUCCUGCAGAAUAUCAGGCCGUAGAAUCUCGCCAAGCCAUAAAUUCUAAAAGCAGGCUUUUGACACUGAACCCGUUUUUAGAUGAAGGUGGACUGUUGCGUGUCAACGGCCGCCUAGCGAAUUCGGACCUGAGUUACAAUGAGCGCUUUCCCAUAAUACUGCCUGAAAAUUCGAAAUUUUGUAAACUAUUUAUCGAUUUUACGCACAAAAUCCUAUUACAUGCUGAACACCAAACCAUGCUGCGUAACAUUCGGCAAGAGUUUUAUGUUAUUCGCUUGAAAAGUGCAAUACGACACUGCGUUCGAAACUGUAAGAUAUGCACUGUGUACAAGCACAAGGUUAGAAACCAAAUAAUGUCUGCCCUACCCGCUGAAAGGUGUACUUUCUCUUUACCUUUUACUCACACGGGAAUCGAUUUUGCUGGACCAUUCGAAUUAAAGACGUCCAAAAUUCGAAACGCCAAACUACAAAAGGGUUAUGCUGCAAAUUUUGUUUGCUUAUCGACGCGUGCUGUUCACUUAGAGGCCUGUUCGGAUUUAUCGACUGAAGCUUUCCUCUCCACUUUUAAUCGCUUUGUAGGAAGAAGGGGUUUCCCUAAAAAGGUUUUUUCCGACAACGGAACUAACUUCAUAGGUGCAAAUAGAACCCUUGUGAGGGAGUUCAAGGAAUUUCUGAAAGCUUCUGAAAAAUCUGUUAUUGAGAAAUAUGGUAUGCACGGGUUUUCUUGGCACUUCAUACCGCCCCACGCUCCACAUAUGGGAGGCUUGUGGGAGGCGGCUGUGAAGAGUAUGAAAACACAUUUUCGAAAGGUUGCCUCGAACAUGAAGUUCACAUUUGAGGAGUUUUCCACCCUUUUAGUGCGAAUUGAGAGUGUACUGAACUCGCGACCACUGUCUCCUAUCAGCGAAGACCCCACUGAUCUUAUUCCACUGACUCCUGGCCACUUAAUUAGAGGGGCCGCUUUGAUGGCCAUACCUGAGGAAUACUCAGAUAAUUUAUCGUUGAUGAAUCGUUGGCAAAGACUGAAAACUUUGCAAAUACUGUUUGCUAAGAGGUGGAAAAAUGAAUAUGUAUCAGAAUUACAAAGAAGAUACAAAUGGAAGACUACUCAGCUUAAUUUGGAAAAAGACGAUUUUGUUGUCGUCAAAGAUGACAAUCUUCCCCCCACGGAGUGGUGUCUGGGAAGAGUAUUAAAAGUUUUCACUGGAAAAGACUCCAAGGUUCGUGUUGCGGAAAUACGCACACAGAAUGGAACACUUAUUCGUCCUUUAGUUAAACUAUGCAUUCUACCCAAAGCCUAG
This is a messenger RNA of Stomoxys calcitrans (stable fly), 4758 nucleotides long. RefSeq lists its product as uncharacterized. The coding region runs from base 1 to 4758 and encodes 1585 amino acids. NCBI's taxonomy places the organism in Eukaryota, Metazoa, Arthropoda, Insecta, Diptera, Muscidae. Gene Ontology annotation, biological process: proteolysis; DNA integration. Gene Ontology annotation, molecular function: nucleic acid binding; aspartic-type endopeptidase activity. The record is from RefSeq and is a predicted model, not a curated record. The transcript has 2 exons.